CAAAGGAACGCAAACGAGGUCAACCAAGAGUAGACCCGUGACAAGGAGUAAGGAACACUCUCGAAAAGGAGGACACGAAUAGGAAAGAAUAGAAAAGAAACAACCGAGAUUAGGAUCAUGGAAUGCGCGAGAACCAAUAGACAGGCAACAAAAAGAUCGUGGCCGUGUUUGCCACUCUAUUAUCCGAUGGCCCAAAUGAAUCCGCAGGACAUCCCGUCCUAUCAGAAGGCCAUACGACAAAUAAUCAAGCUGGAAAGGAGGGCACCCCCCCAGUUCCUACAUCAUGAGAUAAGAAACGGUGGCUUGAUCGUUACGUGUGCCACCGACUACGACAAACAGUGGCUCGUUAGACAUAUCGACCGUGUAAAAUUCAGAUAUAGACUCCAGGUAGAUGAUCCGAUCGCCUUGGAAUAUAGAUUUCUAAUAGAGGGCGAAGUUAUCAACUUGAAAAAUACCAAAGAUAAUAUUUUGCAUAAAAUCAGGUGUUAUAACUCAAGCAUCAUAUUAGGAGAUUGGAAAAUUAUUAAAGAUGAAAUGAACCAUAAAAAAAUGACGAGAACUAUUACAUUUGAAGUGGCUUAUCGAUCGAUAAAAUGCUUAGAACAAUUGAAAAAUAGACUUCGCCUAGACGAAUAUGGGAUUGAUGGAAUUACCUUUGGCCGAAUUCGUCGGAUAAAGAGAGUCUAGUCAUCACGCGAAAGGUCAGAAUCAUCGGAAAGCUCUCGAUAGGAAACAUCCUUGAACAUGCCGAGCAUUAACGCACAACACAAGGCCACGCAUAAGAGCCGGAAUGUAUGUAUAUCAUAGAGGUGUAUGGUCUGUAGAAGUGUUUAAGCCGAGCAAAAUGGGCCGAUUUGGCAGAAGAGGAUUCAUGGACAAAUCGAACGUGUAGAAAAUGGAAAUCCUUAAAUAUUACUAUUAUGACUAUUAAUAAAAUGUAUUCUAUCUUUAUAUAUGUAGACAUAUAAUAAAUAAUAAACAAU
Molecule: messenger RNA, 983 nt
Organism: Ceratina calcarata
Lineage: Eukaryota; Metazoa; Arthropoda; Insecta; Hymenoptera; Apidae
Exons: 2
Coding region: 118-687 (189 amino acids)
Source: RefSeq, a predicted model, not a curated record